This is a messenger RNA of Aspergillus mulundensis, 1224 nucleotides long. RefSeq names its product Transaminase. The record is from RefSeq and is a predicted model, not a curated record. Gene Ontology annotation, molecular function: branched-chain-amino-acid:2-oxoglutarate transaminase activity. The transcript has 3 exons. NCBI's taxonomy places the organism in Eukaryota, Fungi, Ascomycota, Eurotiomycetes, Eurotiales, Aspergillaceae. Gene Ontology annotation, biological process: branched-chain amino acid metabolic process. Bases 1 to 1224 code for a protein of 407 amino acids.
AUGGGCGCAACAGAAUACCCCCGUCCUCCAGUAGCUGGACUUGAUUGGAACAACCUAGGCUUCGAGCCAGUGGAAGGUACCCUAUACCUCCAACCCAACCUCUUCUCACACAGUCCCCAAAUCCCACCCAUUCUAACCCUCUCUUUCCACGCAGUAAACGGCCACAUCGAAUCCCGCUUCACCCCGUCCACAAACACCUGGAGCCCACCGACCUUCGUCGCAGACCCGCACAUCCGCAUCCACGGCCUCACGCCCGCCCUAAACUACGGGCAGCAGAUCUUCGAAGGCCUCAAGGCCUUCCGCACCCGCUCAGGCCGCAUCACGCUCUUCCGCCCCGACCAAAACGCGGCCCGGUUCGCGCGCUCCGCACGCGCCGUCUCGAUCCCGCCGGUCCCCUCGCACAUAUUCUUAGAGGCGGUGCAUGCGGCCGUCGCCAUGAACAGCGAGUUUGUGCCCCCGCUGGGCUCGGGCGCGGCGCUGUAUAUCCGUCCCUUGGCGUUUGCGAGUUCCGCGACGGUGGGUCUGAAGCUGGCGGGCGAGUUUCUGUUUUGUGUGUAUGUUUUGCCCGUUGCCGGGUUGCAUAGGCCUUUACCGGUACAUGAGGGGGGGGACAAAGAGACGAGUGUUAGUGGGGUCAAGGCGUUGGUGGUGGAGGACUUUGAUCGGGCGGCGCCGCUCGGGACUGGGGAUGUCAAGGUUGGAGGCAACUACGGGCCUGUUUUGGGGAGGAUUGAUGCGGCGAGACAGGAAGGGUAUGGGCUUACGCUGCAUCUGGAUAGUCUGAGCCAUAGUGUGGUGGAUGAGUUCUCGACGAGUGGGUUUGUUGGGGUUCGAAGGGGGACUGGGGAUGGGGAUGGUGGGCAGGUGACGCUCGUGGUAUCGGACAGCCAGCAGAUUGUGGCGAGUGUGACGAUUGACAGCGUCUGUGAGAUUGCGAGGGGGCUUGGGUGGGCGGUUGAGAAGCGUCCUAUUGCCUUCACGGAGGUGAGCGAGUUCGUGGAGGUGUAUGCGGCAGGCACGGCGGCGAUGCUGGUGCCCGUGCAGUCCGUGGAGAGACGGUCCACUGGGGAAGUCAUUCAUUACUCGACUGACUACGCUGACCCGACGAGUGUCUUUGCGCAGCUGUACAAGGCCCUCUCUGGGGUUCAGCAGGGAUUGGUCCCGGACCAGUGGGGAUGGACGCAGGAAGUGCUGUGGCCAAAGCAGUUGGACUCGCAAGACUGA